This is a messenger RNA of Impatiens glandulifera, 838 nucleotides long. RefSeq names its product circumsporozoite protein. The record is from RefSeq and is a predicted model, not a curated record. The coding region runs from base 25 to 513 and encodes 162 amino acids. The transcript has 3 exons. Lineage: Eukaryota; Viridiplantae; Streptophyta; Magnoliopsida; Ericales; Balsaminaceae.
UCAUCAAAGUCCUCAUUAUAGAAAAUGGCAUCCCAAAGAGAUAUCAAUGCAAGGGCUGAUGAGAUCUUGCACCAACAUGACCAAGAACAGAGCCUAAGCCAAGGUGGCCACGCCCAGGCAGUGAGACCUGCAUCACAAGAUCUAUCAAGCCAAGACUCUGAUCAACAAUCCUACCUUUCAAAGACUGGGGAGAGCUUGAAGAACGCUGCUGGUGGAGCAGUAAACCUGGCCCAAGGUGCAGCUGCAGGAGCAGUAAACCUGGCUCAGGGUGCAGCAGCGUCUGUCAAGAACACUCUUGGUGUUAACUCUGAAUCCAACAACCCAAGCGCUAACACUGCAGCAACCGCAGCUAACCACCCAAGCGGUAACAACGCAGCCGCCGCAGCAGCGGCAGCUAACCACCCAAGCGGUAACAGCGCAGCCGCAGCAGCAGCUGCAGCCGCCGCUAACCACCCAAGUGGUUACACUGCAGCGGGGGCUAACCACCCAAACAACCCUUCCAACAGGUUCUAAAAAACCUGACCUGACCUGACCUGACCUCUGAAGAAUAAAAAGAAGAAACGUCCACAACUUAUAACACUGUUUCCGUAUUUUCUCUUGUUUUUUUCGUUAUAUUAUCAUGUCAUGAAAUCAUCAUGAAGUGUUUUUAUUUAACUGUUAUUAUGUUUUGUUUUGUUUUUAUAUAUAAUUUGUUUGUUGUUGUAGUUGUUUAAAGAUGCAAAGGAAAUGCAUCGUGUAAUUGUUUAUGGGUUAUGGGAAUAAUUGAGAAAUGUAGCUAUUUGAGAAAUGGAAUCAGCUAUUAUUUAAUUAUUGUUAGAGUUGCAUCUUUCUUUUUCUU